GGAGGCGCGUGCAUAGCUUCAAAAUCAAGACAACUUGGCGGGAGGUCUCACCUGCUGUGACCGAGGAGAGUGAUGGAGACCCCGCAGACCUUCCGAGCAGUACCCCCCCUGCCUCUGCUCGUGCUGCUGCUCACAGGACUUCACACCGACGGAUACAAACCUGUCAUCAUCGUCCACGGUCUGUUUGAUGGACCCAAACAGUUUGUAGUGCUGUCUCAGUACAUUAAAAAGGUGCAUCCAGGCACUGAAGUGAAGACGAUCAGUUUGUACAACAACCUGGCCAGCCUGAAGCCGAUGUGGAGGCAGGUCGAAGGCUUCAGGAUGCAUGUCCAGUCCAUCAUGAAAGAAUCUCCUGAUGGGGUUCAUUUGCUGUGCUUCUCACAAGGUGGUUUAAUUUGUCGAGCUCUUCUCUCAACGACUCCAGACCACAACGUGCACACCUUUAUUUCACUUUCCUCCCCACAAGCUGGACAGUAUGGAGACACAGAUUAUCUGAAGUGGAUAUGGCCUGACCACAUGAAGAAGACGGUGUUUCACGUUUGCUACAACACAUUUGGACAGAAAGUUUCUGUUUGUGACUACUGGAAUGUGACUGCUGGGAUAGGCUCCACCCCCACUGCGACCCCCAAUGGGAUAAGCUGUAUAGAAAAUGCAUGGAUGGACGGUUUUCCAGAUUUCCAGAAAACCGUUGAUCCACAUCAUAGACCAAGCUACCUGCGUUAUAACAUCUUUCUUGCAGUGAUUAAUGGUGAAAGACCAAACAAACACAUGAAAGAAUGGAGGGAAAACUUCCUACGCAUCAAGAAGCUCGUUCUGAUUGGAGGACCGGACGAUGGUGUCAUCACUCCAUGGCAGUCCAGCCACUUUGGAUUCUAUGACAGUAACGAAAACAUCGUAGAAAUGAGGAACCAGGAGAUUUACAAGAAUGACACCUUUGGGCUGAAGACGCUGGACGCUCGUGGAGAUGUGUCUACGUGUGUUCACUCAGGAGUGAAACACACUCUAUGGCACUCCAACUUCACAGUGUUUCAGAGCUGCAUAGAGAAGUGGCUCACAUGAAUACAACCUGCCAACAAGAGGGAACGAUCAAACCGAAACAGACUUUAGGAUGAAGACAUUUUACUCUAAUGCCUGUGCAAAGCAGCCAAAAAACUGCGCACAAACAUUCAUGGUCCCAUAGAGACUGACCCCAUAGUUUAAUGACAGCCCUCCUUUCAUACUGAGCCACACUAAAGCUCACAAGAAAAAUGCUGCUGAAGUUACUGAUUUCCAUGAAAUGUUGGACAUGUGAGGCCCAUGACUUUAUAUAGGAAAGGAACCCAGCCACUGCUGUGGCAGUCAUUGUUUUGAGGACUGUUUUUUUAAGGCUCAUCAUUACAAUUGCUUAUGAAGAGAUUUGUGGAUCCAGAGCAAUUCUGGAAAACAAGAGUAGAGACACACAGCUACACUUAUAAACCAGGCCAAUUACAGGCAGACACAUUCUCACCCUAAAGCAGUGAUUCUCAACCAGCUGGUCGGGACCCGAAUUGGAUGGUGGAGCAGGGUUAAGUAACUCGAGAUUGUUGGUUAUCUUUGUCUCAGUGUAACAAAGCUGGUUUCCCCAUGAUAACAAUCCUUGAGAUCUCUGGAAAAUUACCAACAUUUCUGUAACUUUCCAGGGGUGAUUUCAGUGGGAUCUCUUAGUUUAGUCUUUAAAUAACAAGCUUCCUUUUUUAUUUUAUUUACAGUUUUCAGUUUUACAAUAAACAACACAAGUCAAGUACAAGACAGAGCAAAAAAAAAAGACAACAGAAACAUGGCUGCCAGUAAGGAUAAAUUAAAAAGUUCUUGAAAGCAAUAUUAGGCCCAUUCCUAUAGACAGGGUCUCUCUAGAUUCAGAUAAAUAUGAGAGGGGCCUCUACCAUAACAUAUUUGCUCUCUGAUGCAGUCUUACCAUUAGUAUGACACACAACAUGCCCUUAAGCCAGUGAUAGGGGUAGGGUGGUGAGGUAAAAGUAGACUUCCAGGUGAUUAGAAGAAUGGUAUGUGCUCAGCAUAUUAAAUCUACUUGAAGGUCACAAUAGAGAACAGCUUGCUUAAUUUUGUUCUCUAGCAGGGCAUCAAAUAAGGCACUUUGUCAAAAUUCGUCCGCUAAAAGGGAACAAAUAAGGGCACUUUGUUAUAUUUAGUUCACUAAGAGGGACCCUUAUAGGGCACAAACUUUGUCCACUAACAAGGCACCAAAGAGGGUUUUUUUUCUCUUUGUUUAGAUAUAAAACCAACACAAUAAGUUAUAAAGAUCAAUUGUAAUACUUUUCAUGGUGUUUAGAAUUAUGAUAUGUGUAACUGUUUCCAGAUUUUGUAAAUACAGUUGCUUUCUGCUGCCUUUUCAUACAAUGUCGAUUGUGUUUUAUGAUUCCUUGACAGAAACCUCAGAAUAUGCUUUCAUAUGUUUGCAAUAUGAUGUAGUCAAAUGUGGGACUACUCUUAUGCAACUUCAGCUAUGACCGAGCUUUGCUGCUCUCUAGUGGAAGUUUAAAGUAUUUUGUUUUUUCUGCAACAAAUACAACAUGGCAUAAAGUUUGAUUAUACUAUGUUUAGUGUUCUUUAUGUCUGCAGUAAAGUCUUCAGUUAUAAAAUCUAUUUAUCUAUCAGGUGGUUUAGUUCCUUUAUUUUUGGUCCUGAUUCAAACAUUUUAAUUCAUCAUUCUUUGUGAUGAAACCAUGUUACCUCAACAUUACAUUUUCCUGUGCCUUUAAAAAUCAUGUUGACUCUGAUCUUAAGAAAAGUCACAUAAACAGACACAGACUGCUCAAAACAAGAGAAGCCCAUCACUAACUGUACCCUAUUGGACCAUGUGAUAUCUUCCAGUCCAGGUUACUUUUUAUCAGUAGAUACUUUUUAAAUACAGUCAGCAGUGCAUUUAUUUGACUACAAUUUGCUCUUUGUUACCUCUACGUUUGACUACAAUGACCAAAGACAACAUGCAUGUGUUAAAAGAAUUCAAAGUAUGUGAUCACAGAAAAAGCAAACUGAAG
Messenger RNA from Cheilinus undulatus (humphead wrasse), 3017 nucleotides. Its product is annotated as lysosomal thioesterase PPT2-like. Gene Ontology annotation, cellular component: lysosome. Gene Ontology annotation, molecular function: thiolester hydrolase activity. The transcript has 10 exons. Lineage: Eukaryota; Metazoa; Chordata; Actinopteri; Labriformes; Labridae. Bases 73 to 1059 code for a protein of 328 amino acids. The record is from RefSeq and is a predicted model, not a curated record.